AAAAGAAGCAUGGCGAGCAGAAGGCUGGCACUAAGACAAGAGGGGUAUCACCAAAAGGAAAUGUUAAAUUUGGAGGUGCCGAAGUGCGUGAGUUUGAUCCGAGUGCACCAAUAGGUGGACCAUCCUCUUCUUCUAGAGAGCAGACAGGUACCGCGGUAAUAGAGGAAGAUGAGGAAGAGAAUGAGCUGUUUAUGAAUGAGGACAUGGUCGAAAAUCAAGCAGAGGAGGAAUCACCCUCCGAUGAGGAGGAAGACGCAUUUCCUGAAGAAGAUGAACAUCUAAGCGUAAAUUUUAGUGGAGUCGAAGAAUUUUCUAGUCGUGCCGUGCAUGCCCUACCACAUCCGCCAGCACUGAAGAAGGUGUUGUGUAAUGUUUCGCAAGAAGCUGAGGAGAACGAGAUGGAGGGCGAGCCAAGCAUGGAAGCUCCAGCAGAUCUAGAAGAACAAGAAGGUAGUAGUAAAGAAAGUGGAAGUAAAAAGGAGAAAUCUCAGCUGGAAUUGAAGAAAGAACUUUUU
This is a messenger RNA of Amoebophrya sp. A25, 515 nucleotides long. The record is from the annotation of a GenBank genome assembly. Lineage: Eukaryota; Dinophyceae; Syndiniales; Amoebophryaceae.